Ceratina calcarata is the source of this 3637-nucleotide messenger RNA. It is a transcript of the gene eEF5, whose product is annotated as eukaryotic translation elongation factor 5. The coding region runs from base 338 to 820 and encodes 160 amino acids. The record is from RefSeq and is a predicted model, not a curated record. Gene Ontology annotation, biological process: positive regulation of translational elongation; positive regulation of translational termination. The transcript has 4 exons. Gene Ontology annotation, molecular function: RNA binding; ribosome binding; translation elongation factor activity. Lineage: Eukaryota; Metazoa; Arthropoda; Insecta; Hymenoptera; Apidae.
AAGCGCGGCCAGCUCUUCUGGUUAGAGUGUCCAUUUUGAUCACAUGUGAGUAUCUCCAGUCUGUUCUCCUUUUUUUCACGGUGAGUCUAGCUGAUCAGCUUGUGAUCACACGAACAAGUUCGUUAAAACGUGCUCCGAGACAAAUAAGCCAAAGGCUCGAGAACGGCGUUAAUACGGACGAUCGUUGUCCGUGAUCAAUCGAACGUUUCUCGAGAGAGAGUCGGCGACUUCGACGACGAACCAACCGCACGCGAUCCUUUUCGCGCCAUCUUCUCAAGGAAAACGGUGAAAAAACCGCAGUAAACUCGUCCUCGAAGAGAAACACAAUAAACUAAGGAUGGCAGACAUAGAGGAUACUCACUUCGAGACCGGAGACUCCGGUGCUUCUGUAACAUACCCAAUGCAGUGCUCGGCUCUGCGCAAGAACGGGUUCGUAAUGCUCAAAUCUCGGCCGUGUAAAAUUGUAGAAAUGUCAACAUCAAAAACUGGGAAACACGGCCAUGCUAAGGUACAUCUCGUAGGCAUCGAUAUUUUCACUUCAAAAAAGUAUGAAGAUAUUUGUCCUUCUACGCACAACAUGGAUGUGCCCUUCGUUAAGCGAGAAGAUUACCAGCUAGCAGACAUAUCUGACGAUGGCUAUUUAUGCCUGAUGGCUGAUAAUGGUGAACUUCGUGAAGAUUUAAAAAUUCCUGACGGUGAAUUAGGUGCUCAGUUACGUGCUGACCACGAAGCUGGAAAAGAGCUUCUUUGCACUGUGCUGAAAGCAUGCGGUGAAGAAGUUGUGAUCGCCAUCAAAACUAACACUGCCAUCGAUAAAUAAUUGUGUUCAGUCCAGACUCCACCAUCACAUUAAAGAAAAAAACACACACAGCUAAUAUAUUAUUAAAAGAAACCUAAGAUACAAUAUUGAGAUGAUCAAUGGUUAACAUAAGAACUAUUACCAACAACAAAUAGAGAAGAGAAGGAGUGGGGGGCACAGCCGGGAGGAGAAGAGGACUGGAAAGAAUGGCAAGAACAAGGAAAGGGGAAGAGGCAAACAUUUAAAAGAAUAAUAAUAAAGGGAAGGAAGCGAAAAAGAACGUGCGCGAGCAUGUAAGUGUGAGGGAGGAAAGGAUUACGAAUAAUUAAAUAAUUGCAAAAAUGAAAUAAAAAAAGAAAUAAAAAGAGAAUAAAUCGAAAAACAGUAUCAGCUUAGACCUUGGGAAAUAAAUGUCUUUGGCGGUUUAAAGUGUUGAUAUUAACAUGGCAGUUUUUACGGCAAGAAAUUACUGAAAGACGGCUACGUCACAUGUUUCACUUUGAUUUGUGAUUUCGAACAAAAUUUAUGAAAUUAGAAUUCUGUUGGAAUUCCAAUUACAUCAUUCGGUGAACGCCGCAAGUUGCAGUUCCGGUAUGAUUUUAUUGAAAUUCCGUUGGCUUGGAAUUCUAACUAUUUAUGUUAAGUAAUAGUUUUGUUCCCUUGAGAUAAAACCCCUUGUCCAUGUAUUAUGAUAUUGAAAUUUCGUUCCGAUAAAAUUUGUCAAACUUUCUAUUACGGUGGACCCUUGAUUUUUGAUGAAUUAACAUUUUCAACGAAAACAAUGUUCGUUGAAGUUUGAUUCCUCUUCAAUUUGAACUCAACACAGUUUUGUGUUUUCCUUUAUUCUUAAAGAUUGCGUUUUAGAAAGUCAAUCUUAAUUUAGAAUUCCUUGUUUUGAUUUUGAAUUUUUUUUAUAUACUUAUAAUCCUGUCUGAUCUUUAUUAAGUAUCUACGAGAUUUGAGGAUUUCAUUUGAAACAAAAAAUUUGUGUCUUAACAGAAAUCUCUAAAAUCUUUCAUAUAACCGAAAGCUUUCUAUCCGGUAGAAAUCUAUUCCUGUAAUGUCACUACUUUUAAAAAUUCUUCAUUUUAUUAAAAUCUAAAUUCUAAAAUUUUAUUCAUAAUUGUAAAAACAACAUGAAUUUCAUUUUUCAGUGAUGUAUAUAAAGGAUUAUAAUAUCUGUCGCUUGAACCUUACAGUUAAAAUAAUGAGAAAUUAAAGGAAAAGAUAACUUUUUUUUACAUAGAUCUAAUGAAUUUUUAUUAAUUUUGUGUGAACGUCGAAGAGAGAAAAAAUAGUUUCAUUUAAGUAUUCAUACGUAUAGCCUGUGUUAUUUUGUAUUUAAUCAUUUUCAAAUGAAAAAUUUGAUAAUGCUUUGAGAUAAACUUUGAACUCCGAACCUCGGUGAAUAUUAACACUCCCACAUACACGUAAAUCCUAACACGAAAUUUCGGAAUUCAGUUUGUACUUUAGACUGUGUGUGCGUGCAUAUAAGAUGAUACACGUCAGAACUCGCGAUUCUGAAAUUUUUCAGUUUAACAAUCGCUUGAUUUCGGAUUUCUGACUUGAAGUUUCGGUGUCGCAGUUGCACACGUUCAAAUUCUUCAAAUCAGACCAUACUAUCUAUGAGAAAGCAAAAAGAAAACGUAAGGAAGUUAAAAAAUAUAUAUAUAUAAAUGAAUGAUAAGAAGCAACUAAGCUACCUAUAAUCUAAGCAGACUAAUUUAAGAUUAAGACGACCUAGAUAAAUGAAUUUAAUCGAUAAAAGAACUGAAGAUGAAAACAAGAGAAAAAGAACGAAUCGAUCGGUCGGCCUCACACGAUCGUUUUGAACGACGAGAAGACGGAAACCGUUUCUUUCUGCUUCUCGACAUUCGGUUUAAUUGAUUAUGCACCACUGCUGGUGUCGUUCUCUUUAAGUUCUUACGAAUUUUAAUAAACUAAUCGUAGAGCAAUUUUCGGCGAAGGAAAAAGCACGGAUGACACGAUAUUUCGAGAAUAUUUUCAAACUACUUUUAGCGUUAAAAAAAAGACUUGAUUUAAUCUAUCAAUUAUAUCUUUAGUAUGUAGUUAACCAGUAUGUCUGAUAAUAAAUGAAAUCUUGCAGUUUAAUCAAAUUUAUUUCGUCUAACAUAGUUAUCAAUAUAUUUUGAACGGAUCUGUUUAAACUGACAAAUAUUCUUGAAGUAUUAUUAAAUUUCAUGUGCACUCUUAUAAUUAAUACACCAAUUAAAUUCGUAGUAGAAUAAAUUCGAUUGCACUUUGAUAAUAUUUUUAAAAAAUGAAUGUUUUCCACGAAAAAAGAAUAAAAAAAAAUAUAAGAUCACCAGCAUUGGCGUAUAUAAAAAAAUAAAAUAUAUACACACGCGGAAUAGACGAACACAUAUACGAAAUACAUGCAGUGGAAAAGUAUAUUGAGAAUACUUAACACGAGUACCCGUAUGCGAAAGUACACGAUUAUGGGAUUUGAGAAACAGACAAAAACAGACAUAUAAAAAGUAUAUAAGUAAAUAAAUGGAAUACCAAUGAGCAUUUGUUUAUACGACGGAAAAUCGAUGGAGGAUAAAUGGAUAAAUAAAAUGAGAAAAAAGCCCGUCAAAUGCUUUUGUAUCAACCUUCGAUGAUAUUUCAAGAGAGAGAGAGAGAGAGAGAGAGAGAGAGAGAGAAUAUUCAGUAUUAAUUCAGACUUGGUAAUUUUACAUUUGUUUGAUCGGUUAACAUGUCUUUUAAUAGUUUUCCUCGAUAAGUCCGUAAUCUUUAUUUCCAUUAAACAAUUUUUCAUAUUAGCUUUGUAUCAGAAGAAACCGAUGAAUAAAGCAAAUUAAAUUCAAUUGUAAA